This is a messenger RNA of Medioppia subpectinata, 1555 nucleotides long. The record is from the annotation of a GenBank genome assembly. Lineage: Eukaryota; Metazoa; Arthropoda; Arachnida; Sarcoptiformes; Oppiidae.
UAGAUUUAAUACUAGUUGCAUCUUCUAAAUUAAGCCUGGUCAUAUUGCUCUGGCAUAUGUGAGUUAAAAUUAUGGAAAACAAAUAUAUGGGCAAACCAUUGGUGCCGAAGAGGUUUAUUGUGGGUUUGAUGGGAUGUCUGAGUUGUUUUAUGCUAUAUGUGUUGCGAUCCAAUCUGAGUGUCGCUAUCAUAGCGAUGGUCGACGAGUUGGAGGUGAUUGAAGAGGACACCACCGCUCACGGCAAUGACCUGUGCUAUGAUAUCAACACCAGAAUUAAUGUCACCAAAUUAACUAAUACUUAUCACGGCCCGAAAUAUAUGUGGAGUCAAUCAGUACAGGGCGUUAUACUUGGCUCGUAUUUCUAUGGCUAUACAGUAACACAAAUGUUGGGCUCAUAUGCGGACAAAUUCGGUGCCAAAUGGAUGACCGGUUUGGGUGUUGUAUUGCCCGCACUGUUGAACGCAUUCAUACCAGUGUUGGCCGACAUUCACUACUCUUUGGUUAUUUUGAUGCGGGUAUUGAUCGGCGCCUUUCACGGCGUGAUAUACGCCUGUGUUUUCUCGUUGUUUGCCAAAUGGUUCCCACAAUCGGAGAAAAUAGUGGCCAUAAGUGGGACAAUGUUUUUCGGUAACUUUGGUGGCGUUGUUACCCUGCCAAUUGUCGGAUAUUUGUGCAAGGUGCAAUUUCUGGACGGGUGGCCCUCAGCCUUUUAUUUAACAUCUAUUGUAAAUAUUGUUUGGUUUGGGUUUUGGUGUUAUUUGGUUCACAACAGUCCCGAAGAGGACCCAAAUAUCAGUGAAUACGAACUGAAAUACAUAUCGAGUAAUAAUCCGCAGUCAAGAAGUGCGAAGAAUGUGACGAUUCCCUGGAGGGCUAUCUUCUCGUCCAAACCCGUCUGGGCGUCAAUACUUACCAAAAUCUGCGCCUGUUUUGGCUAUUAUAUAAUGUGCACAAAAAUGCCCACAUAUUUAGAUAAUGUAUUUGGUGUGAGCAUAACGAGCAACAGUUGGUUCAACUCAAUGAUGUACGGAUCCCUGCUCACGUGCGCUGUCUGUAUGUUCCUCAUACCAGUGGUAGACUGUAAUGCGAUUGCGGUCAUAGCGUUAAUGUUGGUCGGAAUGACGGCAUUUGGGUUCAUCACCGGCGGUGAAUUUUGUGUCGUCCCGGAAUACGCGCCCAGUUAUGCGGGCAGUGUCUUCGGUGUGAGCAACACAUUGGCCUCAACCACGGGUUUCAUUGGACCACAAAUUGUUGGACUCCUAUUGGAUUAUGGGGGCGAUUCCGGUGUAAGACAUCAGUGGAAUAUAAUAUGGUAUUUGUCGGCCACUGUUUAUGCUUUCGGUGCCAUAGCCUUUGAGGUGUGGGGAACCGCCGAACCCCAACUCUGGGCCGUUAUUUCAAACCCUGAUGAAACAAAUGAUCUGGAAACUAAAACAAGUUUAAUUGAAAAUAAAGUCUAGAUUAUUUAAUGGUAAUAGCCGGAGAAUUUGCGAUCAACUUAUGGAUUAUUAAAAAGUGUAUUUUUAAAUUCAUUAAUCCCUUUGUCUUAUGAGAU